UCAGCCUGUAGGCGGACUCUCCACCACGUCAAAAGACUUCACCAAUCUGUCUGGAGUGAAACAAGCAGACUGCCAGCCCAUCCUCAAGUUUCACUACACGCUUGGCCGUUACACACAUACACACACACACACACCCAGAGCUCUGUAGUUGGACUGAAAACACUUCAUUUCAUGCACUGGAUUAGAGAAACCUUGGAUUUUUGCUCCAUAUGAGGAAGAAAAUCUUGAAAGCACCUUGUCUCCUCUUGAGUCUGUUCACAAGUCUGAAUCUCUGUUCUGGGAAAUUUGGGGCACCGAUAACUGAUGAUGUGAGCAAGCUGUCAUUAUUGAAGCAGAAUAUCCCCUCUGAUUAUGAGAUUCCUGUUCAUUACAUUCCCAAAGAAGUGGCUGGCACGUGUUGGGUGGUGUUAAAUAUUUAUCCCUUGGAGCAAAGUCUUCGGAAACUGGCCAACAUGUUUGGUGCCAUCUCCUCCAACAAAGAAAACAUAAUGGUCUUUAUUGCAAUGCUGAAAAGUUUACGCUUCACCUUUGACCAUGAGGAGUUGGAAACAGCGAUGCAAGUCUUUCAAUGUCACUAUCGAGAAGGGAGUUUAAUCUCAAGUCUUUACUUUGACUACAUCAAAGACAUCUUACACGCUGCCACACAAGGAACCUCCAGCUUCUCCUGCAAACCCCCUCCAUGCCUUAAUUCACAUCAAACACCAGGUGGUCAUGAGGAUGGUCGUGAAUACAGCUGGUCCAAGAGAACUCCCUUACUUCUGCUGCUCAUCCCUGUCACAGCUUGUGUUGUCCUCAUAGUGUGGCUGGUCAAGUCUGGAAAGCUCUUACCAGCAUGCAACACCGAAAAUAGCCAAAUGGCCUCUUCAGACAUGAUCCCAACUGUGUCUAUCUCCAUCCCACUUGAAGCACUCACCCACGCUGCAGAUACUCAGCCAGCAGAGGAAGCAGCCCUUGAACGUGAAAGUGGAUGAACCACAAUUAACAUGCUGAACAGCAGCCUAACACUCUCUCUGCAGGUUGUUCUGUUAUUAGCAGAAGUGGGUUGGAUGUACCAAUGUGGUCUGACUCUCUGCCUUUCUCUGCUUCCACACAUCUGAGUGCAUGGACCUGAGCGAUGAGAGCAAACUCACCUGAUGGGAAGGAAAAAUCCCAGCACUUUGAAGAAUUAACCAUCUAAAAAACCAAAAUAGCUCACUGACCAGCGGUGACCCCGUGUCUAGAGAGGUGUUUUCAUGUUGUGGAAGUGUUUAACAGUGUUGUAACAGUAUUGUCCUGGCCUGUGCAGAAUAUGUUUCAUUCCUACUACUACCACUGGAGUCAUUCCUGGAGCGCUGCCAUGCUGCUCUUUAAAGCCACAAGCAAAGUAACCUUGAAGCCUCCACAGAAGCACGGGAGACCAGAGUCAUUGAAACACGGUCUAGAGGACUUUAAGUGUGAGAUGGGACUCCUGUUGUCAACUUGUUGCUGUGUGCUAGUGGUCACAGAGACUGCUUUGACUGUUGUUGGUAACUGUUACAGAGUCAACAAAUAGUCAACACACUGAAUCCCAGAUGAAGACAUUCAUAACAACACUAUCCUUAUUGAAAUGACAAAAUAUCACAACAAUACCCGGAAACAAAUUCAUCACAAGUAAAAGAAAUAAGAAAGUCUUGGCUCCUACUGGUUGUUGAUGUUAUUAUGAGCUGUCACAAGUUUCAAACCUGCUAGUCACAAACAACAUGCUGAGCAGUUCAACAAGCGUCCUACUUUGUGUAUCAAAGAUCUGACCAGAUGGCAGAUAGCCAUCGCCAGAGGCACUUUGAAUCCCAUCAUUGUAUUUCAAAGCUGUUACCCAGUGAUCUAUAGCUGCUGCUCAACCACAGUGAGUUUGUUGAGUUUUUAAGGCCUUAUUCACUGAGUCAAUCAUGUUCAGUCAUGAGAACAUGACUCCCUGAGUGUGAGCGCUGUUGUACUGUAUGUGUCAGAGAGAGGGAGCGAGAGACAGGACAGGCACAGCAAGGGAAAGUGAGAGAGAUACAGAUAGAUGGAUGGAUCGACGGAUGAGCUCAGUGAGCAGCAUAAGGAAGGCUUGUUCUCGUCACAAAAGAACUGGCCGUAGGCUGGAGGAAAUGCCACUUACAAACACGACUGAUGUCGGCAGAUCCCUAUGAAUCAAUGGGCUAAGAAUCUUUCCAGACCGCAGGCUAAGUGGUCUCAUCUACAGUGGUUGGUUAGUAUUUCGAUAACAAUUUUCUGUACACAGAUGAUUUACUUCCAAAAGUCAUCAAUGAAAUAUUGAAAGUCUACUACUUAUGUUUAUUAUUGUCUGUUUGGGACCAAAUUAGUAUGUUUUUUGUGAAAAUGUGUAUUUGUAUUGUGAAGUAUUUAUAUUUGCAUAUAAACCACUCAAAUGUUUGAUGAAAAUUUCCCAAAUGUAAUGUGUCAAAUGCAAAAACAAAUUCAAAGGGCAAGAUAAAACACUGUGAAGGCUCAUCAUAACUGUGGGGUAACGGAGUCCUUCGAAAAGAAGACUCUUCUCUUUGUUUUUUGGAGUUUAUCUGCAGUGCUUUCUUUUUUCUGAAAACAUGCAAAAAAAAAAAAAAAUUAAGUCUAGUUUGUAAUCAGUAAUAAGUCAUUUCUUUUUUGUCUACCUGUGACAAGUGAAACAUUGGCUAAUUUUUUUUGCAUGUGUGUAAGUAUGUCUGGGGUAUGGGUUUUUGUUAGCAAUGUAAAAAGGUACUGGCAUAUCUUAAUAAUCUGCUUGAUAUAGAGUCUGAACGUACUUUGUAGAUGUCCACUUUUGAUAAAUUAUAAAAAGAGCUAAAUGAUUAAACAUCUUUAAGAUGACAGUCUAAUAUGUAUGAUACUAUAUCAUUAUUGUUAUUAUCA
Molecule: messenger RNA, 2868 nt
Organism: Sphaeramia orbicularis (orbiculate cardinalfish)
Lineage: Eukaryota; Metazoa; Chordata; Actinopteri; Kurtiformes; Apogonidae
Exons: 7
Coding region: 210-971 (253 amino acids)
Biological process (GO): positive regulation of cell population proliferation; cell adhesion
Cellular component (GO): plasma membrane
Molecular function (GO): cytokine activity; stem cell factor receptor binding
Source: RefSeq, a predicted model, not a curated record